Messenger RNA from Panthera uncia (snow leopard), 4192 nucleotides. It is a transcript of the gene ARNT2, whose product is annotated as aryl hydrocarbon receptor nuclear translocator 2. Lineage: Eukaryota; Metazoa; Chordata; Mammalia; Carnivora; Felidae. Gene Ontology annotation, cellular component: cytoplasm; transcription regulator complex; aryl hydrocarbon receptor complex. Gene Ontology annotation, biological process: regulation of transcription by RNA polymerase II. Bases 270 to 2390 code for a protein of 706 amino acids. The record is from RefSeq and is a predicted model, not a curated record. Gene Ontology annotation, molecular function: RNA polymerase II cis-regulatory region sequence-specific DNA binding; DNA-binding transcription factor activity, RNA polymerase II-specific; protein dimerization activity. The transcript has 18 exons.
CUCGGUGGGUUUGCUGCAUCCGAGCGGUUUUGCUUUCCGUGGUGCUCGUUCCUCUCAGGUUUUGGCCACGCUGCUGCGUCCGUGGAAGUCUUACCUGCCUCCAGGUGUCCCUCCAGGUGUCCCUACGAAAGCUGCAGAUCUGUGCCCUCUUUCACCACCUGGCUCUGCGUAAGGGCACCUCCUAGAGGCCGCUUCCGGUACUGCUGGGUGACUUUCUUGCUCGUUCCUUUCGCGGCAUUGACAGACCCUCUCUUGUCUGCAUUCCAGAAAUGGCUUCGGACAUCCCUGGAUCGGUGACAUUGCCUGUUGCCCCCAUGGCGGCCACGGGACAGGUGAGGAUGGCGGGAGCCAUGCCCGCCCGUGGAGGAAAGCGGCGUUCCGGGAUGGACUUUGACGACGAAGACGGAGAAGGACCCAGCAAAUUUUCCAGAGAGAACCACAGCGAGAUCGAGCGGCGGCGGAGGAACAAGAUGACCCAGUACAUCACGGAGCUGUCGGACAUGGUGCCCACGUGCAGCGCGCUGGCCCGGAAGCCGGACAAGCUGACCAUCCUCCGCAUGGCCGUGUCGCACAUGAAGUCCAUGAGGGGCACAGGGAACAAGUCCACAGACGGCGCCUACAAGCCGUCGUUCCUGACGGAGCAGGAGCUGAAGCACCUCAUCCUGGAAGCAGCCGAUGGCUUUCUGUUUGUAGUGGCGGCAGAGACGGGACGGGUCAUUUACGUGUCUGACUCCGUCACCCCUGUGCUGAACCAGCCCCAGUCAGAGUGGUUUGGGAGCACCCUGUACGAGCAGGUGCACCCCGACGAUGUGGAGAAGCUGAGAGAGCAGCUGUGCACCUCCGAAAACUCCAUGACAGGCCGGAUCCUGGACCUGAAGACGGGGACGGUGAAGAAAGAGGGACAGCAGUCCUCCAUGAGGAUGUGCAUGGGCUCGCGGAGGUCCUUCAUUUGCAGGAUGAGGUGUGGGAACGCUCCUUUGGACCACCUGCCGCUGAACAGAAUAACCACCAUGAGGAAAAGGUUCAGGAACGGCCUUGGCCCCGUGAAAGACGGGGAGGCCCAGUACGCCGUGGUGCACUGCACAGGUUACAUCAAGGCGUGGCCCCCCGCAGGGAUGACUAUACCUGAGGAGGACGCGGACGUGGGGCAGGGCAGCAAGUACUGCCUCGUGGCCAUCGGAAGACUCCAGGUGACCAGCUCUCCCGUGUGCAUGGACAUGAGCGGGGUGUCGGUGCCCACGGAGUUCUUAUCCCGACACAGCUCUGAUGGGGUCAUCACGUUCGUGGACCCCCGGUGCAUCAGCGUGGUUGGCUACCAACCCCAGGAUCUCCUCGGAAAGGACAUUUUGGAAUUCUGCCACUCAGAGGAUCAGAGCCACCUGCGCGAGAGCUUCCAGCAGGUGGUCAAACUGAAGGGCCAGGUGCUGUCGGUCAUGUACCGGCUCCGCACCAAGAACCGGGAGUGGCUGUUGAUCCGCACCAGCAGCUUCACGUUCCAGAACCCCUACUCCGACGAGAUAGAGUACGUCAUCUGCACCAACACCAACGUCAAGCAGCUCCAGCAGCAGCAGGCAGAGUUGGAGGUGCACCAGAGAGAUGGGCUGUCGUCAUACGACCUGUCGCAGGUUCCCGUCCCCAACCUCCCGGCUGGCGUUCACGAGGCGGGGAAGUCCGUGGAGAAGGCUGAUGCCAUCUUUUCCCAGGAGAGAGACCCCCGGUUUGCUGAGAUGUUUGCGGGAAUCAGUGCGUCGGAGAAGAAGAUGAUGACUUCAGCCUCUGCGGCGGGAACCCAGCAGAUCUACUCCCAGGGAAGCCCGUUCCCCCCCGGACACUCGGGGAAGGCCUUCAGCUCUUCCGUGGUCCACGUGCCUGGUGUGAAUGACAUCCAGUCCUCCUCGUCAACGGGCCAGAACAUGUCCCAAAUCUCCCGACAGCUGAACCAGAGUCAGGUGGCGUGGACAGGGAGCCGGCCGCCCUUUCCCGGACAGCAAAUCCCUUCCCAGUCUGGCAAGACUCAGUCGUCUCCCUUUGGGAUUGGAACGAGCCACACGUACCCAGCAGACCCCUCUUCCUACAGCCCUCUCUCCAGCCCAGCUACGUCCUCGCCCAGCGGGAACGCCUACUCCAGUCUCGCCAGCAGGACUCCGGGGUUCGCUGAGAGCGGACAGAGCGGCGGGCAGUUCCAAGGGCGGCCCUCGGAGGUCUGGUCCCAGUGGCAGAGCCAGCACCACGGGCAGCAGAGCGGUGAGCAGCACCCCCACCAGCAGCCCGGUCAGACUGAAGUGUUCCAGGACAUGCUGCCCAUGCCCGGAGACCCGACCCAGGGGACCGGCAACUAUAACAUCGAGGACUUCGCGGACCUGGGCAUGUUCCCGCCCUUCUCCGAGUAGCGGCGGGCAGAGUGCGGCUGGCGCUGGGCGGCGUGGCUCCUGUCGUGACCGCGCCACCCACGCGGGCGGGGCCCCCCCUGCACCCUGCUUGCCCCGCCCGCCCCGCCACGGUCCCCCCCAGCAGAAAGCGUCUCACCCCCGUGCUCCUCCCCUGCACAGCGCCUCUCCGCUCUGGCCCCCAGCCCGGGGCCACCGACCAGGAGCCCCGGUAGCCGUCGGGGGGCUGGUUGUAUUUAUUGUACUUUGUGUGUGCUUGGGAGGCGAGCCGACUGGGCGCCGGGAGUCUGGUUGUGAAUAAUCUCCUAGUAGACGGUUUUCGCCUAUAAAACGUUCACCUGUAGUCCAGAGUGAGUGUCCGGGGCCUGCCCAGGCCUCAGGAAUUGGGUUUCUUCCCGCCUUUAACCGCCGUGGGUGGGCGGGCUCGGGUGCGGGGAAGGGAGGCCAGCAGGACGCCUGGCCUGUGUUCUCCGCGCUGGGCCCGAGCAGGCGGGGACCCAGGGCCGGACGCCAGCUCCCCUGCCCCCAGCUCAGCGGCGCCCCGACUGGAGUGAGCUUGGCCCGGGGUCCCGGUGCCCGGCUGCGGUUCCACAGCCUCGCCAGGAGUCCUGGCCGGGAGCCCGCUCGCUUUAAUGCGCCGGGCUUCUGAGAGGAAGCGGCUGCCUCCUCUUCCAGGAGGCCCCGAGGACCUGGCUGCCUGGUGAGCACACGCCCUCGUCCCCCCACCAGGCCAGCGCCUCUGGGGCUGCAAAGCCCUGGGCCUUAUGUGGAAGAGCGAGGGGGGAGGCGGGACGCCCAGGCCCCCUCGUCCUGUGCCCUGCCGUGCGGGCCUGCUCCCCCAGGACCGGCCCUGGCGGCCACGUUGCAUCAGUGACCUGGAGGGGGCUCAGGUGCGGACCCGCACGGGAGCAGGAACGCAACCCACCAGGCCCCUGAGCCUUCUCUCCUCGGCCGGCUGGGGGGCCGUGGUGUCUGGGGAGGGACAGGGUGCAGGUCUGUGAGGCAGGAGGCUGGGGCUCCCGCUCCGAUUCUGCCACACUCUCCCCGGGGCCCCGAAUUCCUCAGGUGGUCUCAGGACGCGAAGAAGAGCCCAAUUCUGGAAACUUCUGCUGGCUGACUGAGCCGUGGUCCCUGGCUGGCUGUGUUUCCCCGUCUUUGCUGACCUCGCCCCCUCCCACGCCCUGUGCGCACAGAGGCAGGCUCUCUGAGCCUCUCCUGUCCUCUUCGUGACAGCCACGCCUGGCCCCACCGUCCCGUGGGCCCCCUGACUCCCACCCCCGGGAAAGCCCUGCGUCCCUCCCAGGGUCCCUCAGGCAGCCCUGCUCAGGCACCUGCCUCGGACACAACCCACGUGUCCCUCCCCUGGGAUUCCGGAAGGCCAGGCCGAGUGGAGCAGGGUCUCAGCUGCCUGAGAGCAGAGUGGGCCCGGCGUGCAGGACGGGGCCGGGAGCAGUGUCUGCGCUGACCUCUGCGAGCUGGGCAUUAAACGCCAGCCCCGCCCGGUGUCCGUCAGGGAUCCGCGUGGCCUGUCUUGCUUGGAGAGGUCCACCUGUAACAGUCCAAUGUGGGUAGAAUAGCUUUGGCGAGCAGCCAGCUCUGGGUGAUCCUGGUUCCUAGACUCUGGGUUCACACUCACUCAGCAGUUUCUAGAGCAGCUUUAACCCCUUUGUGUAUAGCGGUGAUUGACGAUUGAGUACCGGGUUUAGGCACACCGGGGUCAUUUUACCCUCCACACACCCUCACCGUGCCAGACCCAGAGAUGGGGACAGGUGCCAGACCGCCGGGGGGUGGUGAGGGGCAGGUGC